AUGACGUCGGAGUGGCAGGAAGCCAAAGGGAAGAAAAACAAGAGGAAGAAGCAGCCUACAGAGCAGCUUCCGCGGCAGAGGAAGCGUGCGGCAAGUCCUGACGCGUUGAUCAUCCGCCCAAAGGACAAAGGGUCAUACUCUGAUAUCCUCAAGCGAAUGAAGCAGGACGCGACAGCUCGUGAAUCCCACCAGUGCGUGGAAAAGAUCCGGAACACGGCUACGGAAGACAUGUUGAUUAUCCUCUCGAAGGAGCACAGCGACAAAGCUCCAGGCCUGCAGAACGCCAUCACUGACCUCUUUGGACAUGAUGCGCAGGUCCUCAGUAAGACACCGGAAGAAGAUGUCAAAAUCAAGAACCUCGAGGAGACAGCAACGAAAAAAGAAAUCCUCGAAGCUUUGCAGAAGGCUGCCGGAGAAAGUUGCGGAAUUUCGCUAAAUGCGAUCAAGUCACUGCGGAAGGCAUACGGACGUACCCAGACGGCCUGGGUGAGACUGCCAGUCCCGACGACGAAGAAAAUUGUCGGAGAAUCCGGCAAGAUUAAGAUCGAGUGGGUAAACUGCCACGUCAGAAGAGUGGAAAGACCCCUGAAGUGCUUCAAGUGCUGGGACUUCGGGCAUCUUGCCAAUAAGUGCAAAAGCUUGGUUGACCGCUCCAAAAACUGUAUCAAAUGCGGUGAGGAUGGUCAUCUGGUCGCAAAAUGCGAGAAAGAUGCCAAAUGCGUCCUCUGCGUCGCAAAGGGUCGCAUAGACAACAGUGCUCAUAUUGCUGGCAGCGGUAGAUGCCCAGCAUACAAGGAGGCACUCCAGGCGUUGACCAAAAAUCGACGAUGA
Molecule: messenger RNA, 831 nt
Organism: Diachasma alloeum
Lineage: Eukaryota; Metazoa; Arthropoda; Insecta; Hymenoptera; Braconidae
Exons: 1
Coding region: 1-831 (276 amino acids)
Molecular function (GO): zinc ion binding; nucleic acid binding
Source: RefSeq, a predicted model, not a curated record